Molecule: messenger RNA, 2691 nt
Organism: Limulus polyphemus (Atlantic horseshoe crab)
Lineage: Eukaryota; Metazoa; Arthropoda; Merostomata; Xiphosura; Limulidae
Product: nephrin-like
Exons: 13
Coding region: 188-2608 (806 amino acids)
Molecular function (GO): protein binding
Source: RefSeq, a predicted model, not a curated record
UAAAAUUUGAUGGUUUGAGUCAUUGAUGGGUACUUCUAUAUUGUCGUUGAGCUUACCGUUAACACUUUAUGACUUUUACUCUGUCAUAAAUUAAAGAGCGGCUUUUUUAUGGAUUGCUUUGAAGUUGACUUACUUAUGAAAGUUAGUAUCAUGAUAUGUGUGUAAUAUAAUAAGAAGCAAGUCAAUCAUGUGGAGACUAAAUACAGCGUUAUUAUGCUUUGGGUAUAUUUUAGAAUGUGUUGCCGGAAACUGGAUUGGAGGUGGACGAGAAAACGUUGCGGUAGCCGGUGGAAAGAUGACUCUACCCUGCAAUAUUACUCCCAUAUCAUCAGAUGACAGAGCCGUUUUGGUCCUCUGGUAUAAAGACGACUUUUCUAAGCCAGUUUAUAGUUUAGAUUCGAGAAAAGGAGAGAUAUCUCAGGCACGACAUGCCACAAGUGAGACCUUUACUGGACGAGCCUAUUUCAGUACAGUCGACAGGCCAGCAGUUCUUGUGUUGGAGCCUUUGGUGCCAGAGGAUGAGGGCCGCUAUCGAUGUAGAGUAGACUUUGAGCGGGAGAGAACAAGACAUAGCGAAUUUUAUCUUGUGGUGAUUGUGCCUCCUAAAAGGCUUGUGAUUACGGACGAACGAGGUGAUACAGUUCAGAGUCUAAUAGGUCCUUAUAACGAGGGAGAUCGUCUCACGUUGACAUGCCAUGUUGAAGGAGGUACACCUACACCAUCGGUCACCUGGUGGCGAGAGUCUGUAUUAUUGGAUGAAACUUACGAUACAACAAUUUUCGGUGAAGUUCGAAACAAGCUACAGAUCGAACAGCUUCGGAGACAUGACCUUAUGGCGACGUUCACGUGUCAGGCCUCUAACAACAACAUUUCUCUUCCUAUAACUUCAACCGUUACGAUAGACAUGAAUUUUAGACCUUUGACCGUUAGGAUACAAAACGAUCGGAAACCCCUUUCCACUGGUGAUACCAUUCAGCUUGAGUGUGUGACAAUGGGCUCGCGUCCUCCUGCCGAAAUUACUUGGUGGAAAGGAAACACCCAGCUCCGGAGAACCAAGACCAGGUCUUCUGGUGAUGGCAACUACACUUCUAGUGUGCUUACCAUGAAGCCCUCUAGCGACGAUAGCGGAAAGCUCAUGACGUGUAGAGCUGUGAAUCCAUUGAUGCCAAACAGUGCAAUUGAAGACAGCUUGAAACUUGAAGUACACUAUCCUCCCCAACUCAGCCUGAGAUUAGGCAGCAAACUACGUCACACUCACAUUCAGGAAGAUAAUGACGUAUACCUAGAAUGUAAAAUUCGGGCUAACCCAUGGGUUACAGAGGUAAUGUGGAAGUUCGAGAGGAAAGACUUAAUAACAAACACAUCAGCUGGUAUCAUAGUCAGUAAUCAGUCUUUGGUAUUGCAAAAAGUGAAACGGUCCAGUAGAGGGCACUAUCUCUGCGCAGCAAUAAAUCCAGAAGGGUACGGAGAGAGCAACGCCAUUUUUCUCCGAGUGCAAUACGCCCCAGUGUGCAAACCUGAUCAGAAGCUAACGUAUGGGAUUCCUCAAUACGACAAAGUUAAGGUUCUGUGCCAGGUAGAAGCCGAUCCUCCGGAGGUCACGUUUCGCUGGAAUUAUAACAACUCUCUGGAAAAAUUGGAGAUCGUCAACUUCGAAAAUAACGGUUUAUCAAGCAUGGCCACUUUUACUCCCAGGAAUAACCAAGACUUCGGCUCUUUGCUCUGCUGGGCAACCAAUGAUGUGGGAAUUCAGCGAGAACCUUGUGUCUAUACAGUGAUUCCCGCAGGUGUGCCUGACCCAGUGACCAGCUGUGCCGUCUUUAAUCACACAGAUCACAGUUUCUGUGUUCGGUGCGAACCUGGUUAUGAUGGUGGCCUCCGACAACAUUUUGUUAUGGAAGUGCACGAUAUGGCUUACCAACGGUUACGAGCCAAUAUGACGGCAGCAGUUUCAAUUUUUCUGGCUCGUAAUCUUCCAUCAUCAUCAAGCUUUCUUGUGGUGGUGUAUGCUGUGAAUUCUAAAGGAAGAAGUCAGACCAAGGUUCUUACAGCAAAAACCCUACAUAACCCAGAGACUCAACCUCACAAUGAUAAAAGUAAUUGGAAACUUACCUUUAGUCCAGUCCUGGUGGUGCUAAUAUCUGUGGCGGUAGGACUCAUCAUUAUAUCUGUAAUAAUUGUCCUGGUAGUCAAAUGUAGGAGAAGAAGAGGCACAACCCAAAAGCUUGAACCUAUUCCAAGAACAGAAAAAUAUGAAUCUCCACUUGAGCAAAUGAUGACGUUACCUGAAGAAAAAUGCCCGGAUAUUAUUCCAGGGAAUAGUGUAAAAAUGAAGCCAACAAUUUCGCUCCCAUUUCAAGACUACGAAAUCGAGGAAUACAGGAUUCCGGUUUCGCCCUUAGAUUCUCGAUUAUCUGCUACGCCUGCCAGCAAUAAACCUUCUUCGCUGACGUCACAUGGUAAAUACAGCCAACAAGAUAAAGAAAUUCAUCCUCAAGCACUGCAAGAUUUCUCUAACAAAGGUUGCCAGCGACUAAUCAAGGUGCUACCAGCUAAUCUACCAGGGCGGUGCCAUCAAGAGCCGAUUUGUGAUGACACUAACGUGUGAAAACGUCAGUGUGAUCAUAAAAUUUAAACACGCCUUCUAGAAGGAGGAAGCAAAGAAGUAACUAUGCCCCUUGGCAAGUUUAU